CCAAUGCCACCCCUUCCCAAAUCCCCUUUCCUCUGCUGCCUCGUGCUCUCUCCAGUCACCUCCCAUGGCGGCACACAUCCGGACUCUGAUUCCGCCCCUGCUUCCUCGUCCGCUCGGCAGCCUUCCGGCUGGGCCUUCUCGCACCCAGUUCGGGCGACUCAAGCUCACCUGUCCGGCGGCCUCAGGAGGCAGCGGGCCGCCGGCGGAGAAGGGGGACGGGAAGCCGCCCCAGGGAUCCUCCCUGCCGGCGCUGUCGGAGAUUCGUUGGGGGGAGCUGCUAGCGCCGUCCCCGGACAACGCCGCGGCCGUUGCGCUCACCGCCGCGCUGGUCUGGGCCGGCGCGUCGCUGCUGCUGCAGCUGGUGCUCAUCUCUGCCUCCAUCUUCGCCGCCGCCCUCAAGUACUCCUUCGUCGCCGCGCUCCUCCUCUUCGUCCUCAUCGCGCUCCUAUGACCUUCAGCCUGGACUAGCCUUGAAGUUAUAGUGGUGCUACUAAAAGAUAUUAACUGCGUACUCCUCUCAGAUCAAACUACUGAUGCAAUGAAGCU
Messenger RNA from Lolium rigidum, 546 nucleotides. RefSeq lists its product as uncharacterized. NCBI's taxonomy places the organism in Eukaryota, Viridiplantae, Streptophyta, Magnoliopsida, Poales, Poaceae. The record is from RefSeq and is a predicted model, not a curated record. The transcript has 2 exons. Bases 65 to 451 code for a protein of 128 amino acids.